ACAGCCCUCGCUCGACCUUCCAUCGGUCUCCUAAGAUUGCGGAUCUGGGCUAAACCCCAAGGGCGAGGGACGCGCCACAAACAACAGCCAUCGACGACCACCAUGUCGACAAGACAGGCUGCACUGUCUCUCUAUCGCCGGUCGUUGAAGCUUGCGCUGGACUGGGCCGUGCAUCGGGACCUCUGGCGCGGCCAGGCACUCUAUAUCCGCUCAUUGUUCGAGAAGAACCGGGAUGUUACCGAUCCCAGAUUACAGCGGGCGCUGCUGAAGGAGACAGAGAAGCUCUUGGAGAAGUGGAAGCAUCCUGAUCCAUACUGCCACCCGACUGCGCCUGGAGGAUCCAAGUACGAGAGAAACCUGCCGGUUCACAAUGUGGAUCCUCCCCCGCCGCUCAAGUUCUGAUGGGAUGGGUGCCCGGAGAUGGUGCUUGGUGGUUGCAUGAUAGAUUUAGUCAUUUUGGGAAUUGGAGCCAUCGACAACACGUAUAUUGCGCCGAUCGUGAUUAAAUCAUGUUGUGAGUUAAAGUUGCGCGUCUCGAUGAUUCGGAGACCACAUUCGGAGACCAGAUUUCCUGAUGAUGUCUUGGGAAUUGAAAACCGGGUUACACUGUACAUAUGACCAAUGCAAGAAGAUGGCACAAAAUGCUGAUGUUCACAAGGUAUUCUCAUUCAUAACCAUGACCAUGCCCAUCAUG
Messenger RNA from Canariomyces notabilis, 694 nucleotides. RefSeq lists its product as uncharacterized. The record is from RefSeq and is a predicted model, not a curated record. The coding region runs from base 103 to 402 and encodes 99 amino acids. The transcript is spliced from 5 exons. NCBI's taxonomy places the organism in Eukaryota, Fungi, Ascomycota, Sordariomycetes, Sordariales, Chaetomiaceae. Gene Ontology annotation, biological process: mitochondrial electron transport, NADH to ubiquinone.